Chaetomium globosum CBS 148.51 is the source of this 1005-nucleotide messenger RNA. RefSeq lists its product as uncharacterized. Lineage: Eukaryota; Fungi; Ascomycota; Sordariomycetes; Sordariales; Chaetomiaceae. Bases 1 to 1005 code for a protein of 334 amino acids. The transcript has 2 exons. The record is from RefSeq and is a predicted model, not a curated record.
AUGAAGACACCCUCAACCUGGUGGCCCGCCGCCGCCGCCCUCCUCCUCCUCUCCCCCACCGCAACCGCAACCGCAGCCACAAACCUCCCAUCAACACCAGCACCCGCAGCAGCAGCAGCCGCGCCCGCCCCACUAGCAUGCGACAGCAUCCUCGUACCAUCAGGGGACAACAACAACGGGAACGGUGAGGGGAAGGGAGGGAAAGAAAAGGGCGGGAAGGACCAGCACAAGUAUGACCUGCGCGCGCUGGUGGGGCCCCAUGUCGUCGUUACGCAUGAGUAUACGAGCCCGACGUAUCACAAUACCACGUAUGCGAUCGAUGUGUGCGCGCCGCUGCGGAGGAAGAGAGACGUGGAUGGUGGGGGGAAGUGUCCUGAUGGGACGCAGGUAUGCGCGAUCAAGCAUCGCUGGGACCACAAGGAAGACAAGUCCGCGGGCAUCGACCAGGUCAUCCCCAUCGUGGUCGGCGACGAGCACAAGGCGAUAACGUGGAACGCGAAGCGGCUGCCGGGGAAAGCGGGCGACGGCGAGGCGGAAAAGGGCGGCAAGAAGGAGGGCUUGAAGCUGACGCUGCAGGGCCACACCACGUACCAGGGGCGGGCACAGCGCACCGUCGUCGAGUUCAGGUGCAACCCCGACUUAGAGGGGACCGAGAACGAGUGGGAGAGCGUGGAUGUGUACGAGCCGGGCGAGAAGAAGAAUGGGCGGCGCGAGGAGGAGGGGGGGAAGGACGGUGAUAAGGAGGGGGACAAGAAGGAUGAGAAGGGCGAUGAUAAGGGGGAUAACAACGAGGACCCGAGCACGCCCGAAAAGCAGCUCAAGAAGAGCGGCGCGGCGCUCGUGUGGGAUGGCUACAAACGAGAGACGGGCGAGGACGGCGCGGAAAUGGACACGCUGUACCUGACGUGGUACACCAAGCAUGUGUGCGAUACGGCCGUGGACGAGCCGGAGCCGGCUGGAGAGAGCGCGCAUUGGGGAUUCUUUACCUGGCUGGUCAUCCUGUGA